Molecule: messenger RNA, 1239 nt
Organism: Cyphellophora europaea CBS 101466
Lineage: Eukaryota; Fungi; Ascomycota; Eurotiomycetes; Chaetothyriales; Cyphellophoraceae
Exons: 3
Coding region: 1-1239 (412 amino acids)
Source: RefSeq, a predicted model, not a curated record
AUGCAGUUGAUUUGGGGGCUGGCUGCCUUCGCUACUUUGGCUUCUGCCAUUCCCCUCGAGGGUCGGGACUUCCACUACGGAGACCGCUCGGUCUAUGCUUCAGCAUAUAAUGCGGCGCAACCUCCGCCGAAACAGACCUACGCUCCAACUCCGGGAGGUUCAGGAGACUCUGGAGCUUGGUCACCACCAGACAACUCGCAAGGCGUCCCUGGCGCUCCGAAGGAGGUGAGCGACGAUCCCUUCUCGCUCGAUAACGGCUUCCCCAAUAUUCCGAACCCAUCCGAUGCCUUGACCAAAAUCAAUACCGCGGCUCGGGGUACACUGUCGAACGCACCGCCUCCCGCCAAAGCCCCAUCCAGCGAGACACUCACGUCGCUUCGCCUGGUUGCCUUCAACGAGCUCUUUGAAACCUUCUAUUUCACCGAGCUAUUGAAGAAUGUAACCGAGGGCGUCGCAGGUUACGGGUUCCAAGACCAGGGAUUCAAACAGAAGGUCAUCAACACCCUGACUGCGGUGCAAGCUCAAGAGGAACUGCAUGCGCUGAACGCCAAUGGUGCUCUGGCAAGAGCCAAUGCGGGACCAAUCCAGGCUUGCUCGUACAAGGCAAGCGUCGACAAUUUCCACGACGCCAUCUUCCUCGCCUCCACAUUCACCGAUGUCGUAUUGGGCACACUGGCCGACAUUUCGGUGGUUGCCGGUCAGAAUGGUGACGCCGCAAACAUUCGCGGUUUCACUGCUUCGUUGGGUCAAGAAGGUGAGCAGAAUGGCUUCUAUCGGGAUUUGCUCGGGAAGUUGCCAUCUGCUUUGCCAUUCUUGACGGCCUCGCUGCGAGACUUUGCAUUCUCUGCACUGAACCAGAACUUUGUUGUGCCUGGCUCCUGUCCUAACAGCAAUACCAUCGACCUCAAAAUCUUCGGCAAAUUGGAUGUCCUCACGCCAAAUCCAAUUCAACCCAAGGACCAGGAUCUCAAGUUCUCUUUCAAGCCCAAUGGUGGUAACGCUGAUGGUCUGUCUCUGGUGUACAUCAAUCAGCAGAAUGUGCCGGUCGUCCAGCCAAUUACAGGCGGCAAGCCUGGUAGUGAUGGGGUGGUCAAAUUCUCUUCGCCACUUCCAUACACCAAGCUUCUCAUGAAUGGUCUGACGAUUGCGGCGGUUGUAGAAGGCCCGGGACCUUUCCCAAAUAUCACAUCAGUCGCCGCAAAGACACUUUUUGGUCCAGGCUUGAUUGAGAUUAAUUGA